AUGUCCGCUGAGAGUAACGAAAAAGUAAAUCCACAUUUUUUUGAUAUCAGGGAGUUAGUGCGUAGAAAUGACUCUAUUAUUCUUCCUCCUGAAUGGGGUAAGUGGAGUAAACCAACUGCUUCAGCAGCAACAUACGUUUGGAGCUUUGAUAUUCCAAUAAAAUAUCUAGAACGUUAUUCCCAAGAAAUUGAAGAGGAUAUCCAUGAUCAUCCACAUACGAGGGAUUAUCGUCCUUUUAUCGUAGCGCAAUUUCAUGAAACUGAAUUAGCUCAUCUUUAUUUCUUACCUAAAGCACAUAAACCGAAUACACCAUUGCGACCAAUAAUGGCUGGUCUUAAAUCUCCUGCCAUCAAGAUCUCUAGAUGGUUAGAUAGUUUAUUAAGAACUCUGUUUGAUCGUUUAGCACUUGAUAUAACUAUUAUAAAUGGUGUUCAAUUAAUAAAACAAGUAGAAAGAUGGUCGGUUACUAAUCUUACAUCAGCCACAUUAUUCAUAACAAUGGAUGUUACAGAUCUAUAUACAAUGAUCCCGCAGGAAGAAGGAGUAACAGCCAUUAAACGUUUGAUGGAAACAUCAAAUUUAAAACAAAUCAAUGUUGUUACAAAAGAUAUUAUCCUAGCUCUUACCAGAUUUGUAAUGACCAAUAAUUAUUUCUAUCUUGAUGGGUUUUAUUAUAAACAAAUAAGAAGAGGAGCGAUGGGAUCGCCACUUACUCUGACAACAGCAAAUACAUACAUGUACUUUGCUGAACGUCCAAUAUCUAAAUGGGCUCAUAGAACAUGUUCAUUAUAUUAUAGAUAUAUUGAUGAUCUAUUCAUUAUGUCAAAUAUGCAUGCAGAGUAUGGUACAAUCGUAACUGACGAUGGUGAAACACCGGUGAUUAAUGAUACAAUAUCCUGUAUUGAUUUUCAUGUUAAUUAUUGUGUACCAUAUCCUGUAUUAUACCUUUUCUAA
Messenger RNA from Adineta steineri, 954 nucleotides. NCBI's taxonomy places the organism in Eukaryota, Metazoa, Rotifera, Eurotatoria, Adinetida, Adinetidae. The record is from the annotation of a GenBank genome assembly.